Osmerus eperlanus (European smelt) is the source of this 2412-nucleotide messenger RNA. Its product is annotated as calpain-1 catalytic subunit-like. The transcript is spliced from 22 exons. Lineage: Eukaryota; Metazoa; Chordata; Actinopteri; Osmeriformes; Osmeridae. Gene Ontology annotation, molecular function: calcium ion binding; calcium-dependent cysteine-type endopeptidase activity. The record is from RefSeq and is a predicted model, not a curated record. Gene Ontology annotation, cellular component: cytoplasm. The coding region runs from base 55 to 2148 and encodes 697 amino acids. Gene Ontology annotation, biological process: proteolysis.
UGGAGUUCUAUCUAUUCUUCUUUUCCAAAUCAUCUGGGAUACCUUUCUGCAGCAAUGCCUCCUCCUGGUGUGUGUCUAAAUAUCAUGAAAGAGCGCCACAAGAAAGAUGGCCGUGGUAGCCUUGACAACCCCCUGAAAUUCCUCAACCAAGACUUUGAACAGAUGAAGCAGUACUGUAUUGCUCGGGAGGUUCGCUUUGUCGAUGACAUGUUUCCCCCAGACCAUAAUUCAAUUGGCGAAGGACUACUGUCCCCCUCCGACAUGGGAAGAGUGCAGUGGUUGAGGCCACAUAAAAUUGCUCAGAAUCCCUCUUUUAUUGUUGAUGGAAUUUCAAGAUUUGAUUUUGGGCAAGGCAUGGUUGGUAACUGCUGGUUCCUUGCCUCCAUUGGGGCACUGACAUUCCAAAAGCAUUUCCUGGAACAAGUCAUGCCUCUCAAUCAAUCAUUUCAACAAGAAUAUUGUGGAAUAUUCCAUUUCAGGUUCUGGAGGUUCGGAAAGUGGGAGGAUGUUUUGAUUGAUGACAAGCUUCCGACAGUUGAUGGCAGGCUCAUUUUUGUCCAUUCCAAAACUCCAAAUGAGUUCUGGCCUGCUUUGAUGGAGAAGGCCUACGCCAAAGUUUGUGGCUCCUAUGCAGACAUGAAUGCAGGGACGCCCUCUGAGGCUUUGGUGGAUUUUACUGGCGGGAUCCACUUGUGUAUCCAGCUUGCAGAAGCCCCUUCUAACCUAUGGGAUCUAAUGUCUAGAGCUGCCCAAUCAAAAUCGCUGAUGGGGUGUGGUACUCCUCAAGGGGAAACAUCAGCCAACACCGUUGCAGAGAACGGAUUAGUGAGGGGCCAUGCAUACACUGUUACAGGUGUCACUGAGCUCACGAGAAAUGGAAGACCAGUGAAGCUGGUGCGUCUGUGGAACCCCUGGGGCAGGGUGGAAUGGAACAGGGAGUGGAGCGACAAGUCCCCCUUGUGGCAGACCGUGAGUCUUAAGGAUCGUCUGAAAUGUCUCUCAGUGAAGGAUGACGGAGAAUUCUGGAUGACAAUUGAGGAUUUCUGCAGCAAUUACUCAAAUUUGGAUAUCUGCUCUCUGUACCCUGACUUCCUUGAUGGAAAUGUCACUGGGGGUCACUGGGGGUGUUCCGUCCAUGAUGGCAGAUGGGUUGCUGGAACUACGGCUGGUGGAUGUUUAAAUUAUCGAGACAGUUUCUGGACAAACCCUCAGUAUCGGUUAAAGAUUGAAGGUCUGGAUGAGGAUUGUGCUGAGAAACAAGGGGACAAAAAUAUGCUGGUCUCUCUGAUGCAGAAGCCUAACAAGCCAAACAGACGCCUGGUUAAAAGCCUCCACAUUGGAUUUUCAAUUUUUGAGGUGCCUGAACAAUACAAGCGUCUAGAAGGAAAGUUCCCAGCAUCUUUCUUUGCCACCAAUGCACCUGUGGCUCAAUCCAAGAAUUAUCUAAAUGCUCGUGAAGUCAUGGGGCUGUUCCGUCUGAAGCCUGGUGAAUAUCUGAUCGUGCCAUCCACCUUCAAACCGAACGAAACAGCAUCUUUCAUCUUGUCCAUCCUUUCCAAGACACAGACCAACAUCCAUGAAAAUUCUGAUGGUCAUGACCACAUGGAAGUCACAAAGCCAAAACCAAUGGAAAAUGAAGACAAUAAAAACAAGAAAAAGCUUUUUCACCAGUACUCUGACAAGUAUGAAGAAGUGGAUGCUGAGUUGCUUCAAACGAUUUUGAACGACAAUGUUCUUAAGGGACAAACAAACAAUGGUGGCUUCAGCCUAGAUUCCUGUCGAAGCAUGGUUGCUCUGAUGGAUACAUCCAUUACUGGAAAACUGAACAGUACAGAAUUCCUCCAUCUGUUGAGGAAAGUGACCAUGUUCCAGGACAUCUUCUUUGCAAUGGAUGUCUCCCUCACUGGAACUUUAUCAUUGAGUGAACUGAGAAAUGCAAUCAUGGCUUCAGGAAUGACGGUCAGUGAUGGCAUGCUGAACCUGAUGGCCGUACGCUAUGGUGGCUCGUCUGGAAACAUGUCCCUGGAGAGCUUCAUAAGCCUGGUCCUUCGCCUGGACUGCAUGGCCAAAAUAUUCCGGAAGCUUUCUGAAGGAUCAGCCAUGUCUCUUCAGGAAUCUGAGUGGAUGUAUAUUUCAAUGUAUACAUAAACCAUUUACCUCUGGAUGAUGGAUCAACAAUGUUGGAAUAAUUCAGAUGGAGUUGAUGUACAACAUGUUGAACAAGUUGAUGUUAACUGUACAGUAUUUGCAAGAUGUCCGCAAAUUCGACACAUUUUAUAUUUAGUCAACAUUUUCCUCUAAUGUUAACUGUGAGUUAAUUCUCUGUGUUGCUAGAAUGACCCUUGCAAUUGAUCUUAUGAUAUCACAUUUAUUAUACUAGAGUAGUAUUUCUUUUAAAAAAACUUUUAAAAA